Molecule: messenger RNA, 1521 nt
Organism: Bipolaris victoriae FI3
Lineage: Eukaryota; Fungi; Ascomycota; Dothideomycetes; Pleosporales; Pleosporaceae
Exons: 3
Coding region: 1-1521 (506 amino acids)
Source: RefSeq, a predicted model, not a curated record
AUGGACUCCAUCGCCAGCAAAUGCGAGUCGAGCGCCUUCACAUUGCCCAGUGUCUAUGGCGCCGAGUUCCAGAGCAUUGCGGCUUCACUAGUUGAGAAUCACUCCACCUUCGUGCCGUACUCCAAUAAUCCAAACUCUGGCGAUGUCGAUGCACAAAACUUGCAGUUCUGCAGCGUCACCAUCACUCAUACACAUCCAGGCACCAAUGACAAGGUCACAACUAAAAUUCUCCUACCUAUAAAACCGACCUGGAAUCACCGCCUUCAAGGUAUCGGUGGCGGAGGCUGGGUAGCAGGUCUGCACCCAGUCAUUGACGAACGCAUGUAUGCAGGCCUUGCGGGAGGAUACGCGACAGUGGCUACGGAUGCUGGAGUUCCAAUAUCAAACAUCGCUGAUGACUGGGCAUUAUUGAGUCCUGGGAACGUCAAUCUCUAUGCGCUCCAAAACUUUGCAUCUGUUUCCAUCAGCGAUGCCACGCUGGCCGCGAAAAGUAUCGUCAAGGAUUUUUACGGCACGGCCCCAAAGUACUCGUACUUUAGCGGGUGUUCGCAGGGAGGGCGGCAAGGCAUCAUGGCUGCGCAAAGAUAUCCCGACUUGUAUGAUGGAAUUGCGGCUGCUGCACCUGCGAUAUACUACUCACAGCUCUUCAUCUCAGCAUACUACCCACAACAGGUCAUGAGUGAGAUGGGCAAAUAUCCUCGUCCAUGUGAACUCGAUGCACUCACUACCGCUGCUAUCAAAGCCUGCGACGGCCAUGAUGGCGCCCUGGACGGACUCAUCUCCAACCCAGACGCUUGCCAGUUUAACCCUUACUCCAUGGUCGGAAAGACGAUUGACUGCCCGGGUGCUACUGGGUCCACAGUCAGCAUUUCAGAAACCGCAGCCAAGGUCGCCGAAGCAGCAUGGAGCGGCACCCGCGCAAGCGACGGCUCGCAACUUUGGUAUUCGUACGGCUUCGAGACCAAUCUCACCGCCGAGGAAUGUCCUGCGCAGACGACUUGCUCGGCAAAUGGAACUUGCACCGCUGUACCCCGAACCACGUGGACCGACUGGAUCAGGUUGUUUGUAAAGAAGGACGCCAAGUUCAAUGCGCGUACCAUGUCGAGAAAAGACUACGAACAAGUCUUUCUCCAGGGAAUUCGAGAGUUCGACUCGAUAAUCGGGACUGGCGAUCCGGAUCUGCGGGAUUUUCACCGUGCUGGCGGGAAAAUGAUUACGUAUCACGGAAUGGCGGACAACGGUAUUCCAUUCCGCAACACAAGACAUUACUAUGACGCCGUGAAAGAAAUCUCGCCUGAUGUCCACGACUUCUUCCGACUAUUCGAAGCUCCAGGAUUGAGCCACUGCACGGGAGGAGCUGGUGGGCAGCCUCUGGGUGUUAUGGACGCGCUUGUGAACUGGGUUGAGCAGGGUGUCGCUCCUGAUUCUUUGGAUGCUGUCAAUACGUUCAACAAGACGAACUUGCUGUGUCCCUACCCUCAAAGGGCGUGGGAUCCAUCGGUGUACUUGCACUGGAAGUAA